UAUAUCUUGGUGCAGGAAUGCUUGUCACCUACUCUUUUUAGUUUUUCACUCUCUCUAUACUUCCUAAGAACAAAGGGCGAGAAGUCUAUCAUCACACAGAGCACCUAGAGAGAGAAAGUAGAGAUAAAAAACGCAUAACAUUUUCUGGGUUUGUGUUUGUUUUUGGUUCUGUGUAAUGGAAAAACACAAGUGCAAGCUCUGCUACAAGAGCUUCGCUAAUGGUAGAGCUUUGGGUGGGCACAUGAGAUCUCACAUGUUGAAUCUGUAUGUUCCUCCUAAAACAGAGCAACCCAUUGAUCAUAAUCAUCAACUCGGCGAAGAGACCGAGUCAGCUCCAUCGUCAUCAUCUUCUUCAUCGGAAGAAGAAAACGAAGACAAAGGAUUGGGUUAUGGUUUGAGAGAGAAUCCAAAGAAGAGCAUUCGAUUGGUAGAUCCUGAGUUCUCUUUUGCAGUUGAUGCUGGGUCUGUUGUUCUUCAAGACAGAGAGAGCGAGACCGAGUCAUCCAAGAACCCAAUUCACAGAAGAUCGAAACGGAUUCGAAAAUUUUCAAUCACAGAACACCACGAUCAAAAAGGUCCAGAAUUGAAGAUGGUCAAAUUGGGAAAACUGGGUGGGACUGAGUCGGAACCGGUGAGUUCAAUCUCUGAUACAACCCCAGAAGAAGAUGUUGCAUACUGUUUGAUGAUGCUGUCGAGGGACAAAUGGAUGAGAGAAGAAAACGAAGGGGACCCACAAGAAGCAGAGCAAGAGAAAUACAUAGUUGAUGAUGAAGAAGAAGAAGAUAACGAGAGCGAAGAGUCUGAUGAAUUGAAGUACAGCAAAGCUCGUGCUCGAAAAAAGUACAAAUGUGAGACUUGUAAGAAAGUGUUUCGAUCUUAUCAAGCACUUGGUGGGCACAGAGCGAGUCACAAGAAGAUCAAAUUCAACAAAAGCCUAACAACCCAUGAAUUGGGUGUGAUUCAGAACACAAAUGGAGGAGGCAAUUCAUCAAUGGCGGAGGAAAAAGUGCAUGAAUGUCCCGUUUGUUACAGAGUUUUCUCAUCUGGGCAAGCACUUGGUGGGCACAAGAGGUCACAUGUCACUGGUUCAGCACCAAUUACUACUACUACCACUAGUACUCAUCAUCUUCAACCUAGAGCUCCUGCUGCUAAAUUUGGUGAAAGCUUGAUAGAUCUUAAUCUUCCUGCUCCGAUUGAUGAUGAUGAGAUUAGCCAAAUCGAGCUCUCCGCGGUUUCUGAUGCUGAAUUUGUCAAUCCAAUCAAGCAAAGCAGGCAUUAAUUGAAUGGUUUCGAGACGAAGAAGAAAGAUUAUUGAUUCAGAGGUAAAAGAAUUUUUUGUUACUUUUUCAUAUCAAUAGAUCUAAGACCAUAUUACUAUUUUUUUGCCAAUCGGGUCAAAUGGGUUUUUCUCAGUUUUCUAUGUUAACAUAUUAUUGUCAUUCAUAAUCUGACUGUAAUUGGUUUCUUCUGAAUUAUGGUCUGUUACUGUGACAGCUUAUUUAGAACAUCCAUUGAUUAAUAGAGGAACC
Molecule: messenger RNA, 1529 nt
Organism: Cornus florida
Lineage: Eukaryota; Viridiplantae; Streptophyta; Magnoliopsida; Cornales; Cornaceae
Product: zinc finger protein ZAT9-like
Exons: 1
Coding region: 176-1279 (367 amino acids)
Biological process (GO): regulation of DNA-templated transcription
Source: RefSeq, a predicted model, not a curated record